CAUAGCGAAUGAUGAAGUUUAGAUUUUGAAAGUGAAAAUUUUGCGCUGCCGUAUUUCGCAUUCGUUCUAAGUCCGUAGUAAUUGUUUAUUUUCUUUAUAAAUACUGAUAAUCCCAAGUGAAAUCUUGAUUCUGCUUAUAUUUGCCAAAAGGCUAAAACUAAAAUUGCUGGAAUUCAACAUGGCUUUCAAUCAAAAGAAUCCGCCAUGGCAGCGCAAUGCCGGACAAAAUAUUACCGGAAUGCAAGCGUUAGUAAGCUUUCCACAGACGCAGCCUGUUUUCAACCAAAACAUCGGUCUCCAACAACAGCAAAAUCUGUCUUUGAUACCACAAAUGAGCUUGCAGCAGCAACAAAUAUACUCCCAAACUGUUCAAUAUCCGGCAUCACGUCCAAUGAAUGCUAUUGCUUUUCAAGGUCAAACACAAUCGCAAUCAUCGCAGGUUGGUCAGAGUUCUUCGAAAUUCAAUCCGAAUCAGCGAGUUUUUAGCGGUACAGGUCAUGUUACCAAGGUUCAAAAUGAUUUUGGUUUCAUAGAUGAAGAAGUUUUCUUUCACAAAAAUGUUUGCAAAGGAUCAUUUCCCAAGAGCGGCGAUAGAGUUUUGGUAGAAGCGGCAUAUAAUCAAAAUAUGCCGUUCAAAUGGAAUGCUACUAGAGUUCAAGUUCUACAGCCUACAACAGGCUCGGUCGGUAGUACUCGCCUAAGUUAUAGUUCGAGUCAAAAUGCCAGCUCCGAUCGUUCUGUGCGAAACCGCUAUUCGCCAACCCGCAAAUCACCUGAUCGACAUCUCCAUCGUUCCUCAAAUCAUGAGACGCGGCAGCGCGAUAUAGACAACGAUGGUCGCCGUCGUCGCCGCGAUGAUAGGGACGUUGAUCGUCACAGAGACAAGCAACGUGAUCGCACACCAGAACGCAAGGAUCGUGAUAGAAGCCCUAUCAGAAAAUUGUCACCGAAACGUAGAAAGGUUCGUCCAGCUCCACGAUACAUGGUACAAAUGCCGAAGCAACUUCUAACACUGAAAAAUGCUGAUAUCCUUGAGUUGCGUCGUCGAUAUCAUACGCUUUAUAUACCAUCCGACUUUUUUACAGCGCAAAUACGUUGGGUCGAUGCCUUUCCACCAAAUGAACCGUUUACAAUACGUAAACCUUGUUUAUUCCAUGUUAUGCAUAAGGAUGUCGAACCGUUGCAUACAAAUGACAAUCUCACGGAACCGAUAGACGCUGAUUAUUUGUAUAGUGCAAAAGUAAUGCUAAUGAGUACACCACCUAUAGCUGAGUUUUAUCAAAAAUGUUUCGCUACUGGAGAAGAACGUGACCGGUCAGAUGACGAUCGCGACUUUUUACAUCCUACACGACUAAUUAAUUUUCUUGUUGGCAUUCGUGGAAAAAACGAAACAAUGGCUAUAGGGGGUCCAUGGUCCCCCUCACUGGAUGGCGAAAACCCGCAUUCUGAUCCAAAUGUGCUCAUAAAGACUGCAAUUCGAACAUGUAAAUUGCUUACAGGGAUAGAUCUUUCAAAUUGUUCACGCUGGUACCGUUUCGUGGAGCUCUAUUAUCGUCGUUCAGAAACCUACCACAAAGGUCAUUUGAUUCCAUCACGUGUCGAAACUGUGGUUAUAUUUCUUCCUGAUGUACGUUCCUGCCUACCGACGCAGCAGGAGUGGGAGGAGCUGCAUCUAAGUUACAAAUCGCAUUUGGAGCGUAUUGUCAAUAUUCCGUGUGCUGAUAGUCUUCAUGGGACUAACUCUUCACCAGCAGUUGGCACCGUAUCACAAACUAUCGAUGGAGCUGACGAAAAACUUGCAUCUGACGCCAAUAAUGACAACCUAGUAGGUGCAGCGAAUUACACUUCUAACAGUCCGGUAGCAGCAGCUAAGUUCGGUAACACGGAGAACAGCGAAGCGGUCGGGUUAAACGAUGCAAACGAAGACACAACGACUACAACUGUUCCAGACAAUGAAAAGGAUGAUACUAUUGCAGUGGAUGCUGACGGUUUGGAAAAAUCAGAAAUAUCCAAUUCCCCAUCUCUUGAUGUUAAGAAAUUGAAGGUUGCCGAUCUGAAGACGGAGCUACAGGCAAGAAAACUACCAAUAGAUGGUGUAAAAACUGUUCUGGCAGAUAGACUGAUCAAAGCAUUACAAAAAGAAAAACGCCCGGACCCUGUAGAACCAGGCGAUAUAUCAACUGAAAAGUUUUGCGAGAGUAAUACUGAUGAAAAGCUUGAUGAGAACAUUAAAAUAAAACAAAUAGAAAAGAAUGAAGAAGAGGAAUACGAAACAAUGGAUAAUGUCGAUAUGUCAGAAGUUACAGUAAUUGAUGAGUAUGAUUCUACAAAGUCCGAGGAGAAAUCUAAUGAUGAAGUGAAAAAAUUUGAUUCGUAUAAACACAGCGAAAAAGAACGUCAAUUAUUGGAAAAAAGAUAUUCCCUCCCAAAUCAACCGCAUAUUAUUGUACAUCCAUCUCGUAUAGCAAAAUCUGGUAAAUUUGAUUGUGCCGUUAUGUCACUGUCGGUGCUCUUAGAUUAUCGCCCAGAAGAUUCGAAAGAACAUUCCUUUGAAGUUUCUCUAUUUGCUGAGCUAUUUAAUGAGAUGCUAACUCGUGAUUUUGGAUUCAACAUUUUCAAAGCAUUACACAUCAUACCGGCUAAGAAAAAUGAUGAUUCUAAAAAAGAACAUACUACCGAUGAAAAAGAGAGUUUGGAAAAUAAAAUAAAUGGCAGCGAGGAGAAAGAACGAGAAAAAUGUACUGAUGAAAACUUAAGAUGUAAAGAUGAUGAUGAAAAGGAGCGAAAUGUAGACCGCGAUCGUGAUUCUCGAAAGCGAUCUCGUUUUGAUGCUCUCGACGAUGAUCGUCGUCGCAAGGAAAAAGAAAAUGUAAAGGAUAAGGUUAGCUACUAUACAGCUGAUCGUGAGUUGCUGUUGUCCUUUGUGUACUUUGACGUUAGCCACUGUGGUUACAUUUUUGAUAAAGAUAUUGAAGAUCUCUUGUAUACACUUGGCUUAAAUCUGUCACGAUCCCAGGUUCGCAGAGUAACUGCUAAGGCCUUGACUAGGGAUAUGCUAUAUUACAGAAAGCUAACUGAUAAAGUUAAAGAAUCGGUUGUUGACAAGAAAGCUGACAAAGAUAACUCUGACAAUGAACAACAUAAACAGUUGGAAGACAUCUCAAAUGAUUUAAGGGAGAAUGAAAUUUCAGAAACAGUUCUCAAGGAACUGGCUACUGGUAAUAAUAACUUUUUGGAGCAAAUGCAAAUAAACCUUACUGCGCUGCUAAAAAUCGAUGACGACCCACCAUACAAAGAAAUAAAAAUGGAACCCACUCCAAAUGAUGCUGAUGUAAUUCCGAAAACUAGUAAUGGUUUAGUAGUGCACAACGGUGCUGUUUUAGAUAUUCCGAAAUUAUUAGAACAAAUUAGGCGUUCAGAGAAAGCUUGUGAAGAUGCGGAAGUACAAUUGGUAGACCUACGUCAUGAAAACACUGACUUGUUGAAAACCCACGGUAAAGCUAACGAUAAGAUCAAAGAACAGGCGGCAGAUAUUAAAAGUUAUAACAGAAAACUUGUUGACGCAGAACAAAAUUUAAGAGAGAUGACAAAAAGAUCCAACGAAUAUUUCUCAACCUUGUCCAGCGUGUAUGAUCGUGUAAGCAUAAUAGUGCAUCGUACUGAUGCUAAACGAUCAUCGUCAAGCACAUCUUCUAAGCGCGGGAGCUCGAAGGACCGUUUUUGUCGUAAGGAAAGAAAAUCUAAGGAUGACGAGGGUACCGAAAAGCUCAAAACUGAAGAAAAAGCAAUAGACUCCGUUGGCGCAGAAUUGCCCAUUGUUUGUAAUGAGUCAAAAGAUGUUGCUAGCGAAAAUCUGAAUACUCUUAAAGAUCCUGUUAUAUCAUCUGAUAAUCAAUAAGUUAUACCGCUAGUUGACAAUGCAUAGAUGGAUAGAUAGAUGCAUAAAUAUUCAAAACAAUUGAUAAUCUUUCAAAUCGCGUAUUUUAUCUGGAACAUACAUAUUUGUAUUAAUGAAAUAAUUCUUAGGUUUAGAAAACGAAUUACAUUUUGCUUCAUAGAGUG
Sabethes cyaneus is the source of this 4062-nucleotide messenger RNA. RefSeq names its product cell division cycle and apoptosis regulator protein 1-like. Gene Ontology annotation, biological process: regulation of DNA-templated transcription. Lineage: Eukaryota; Metazoa; Arthropoda; Insecta; Diptera; Culicidae. The record is from RefSeq and is a predicted model, not a curated record. The transcript is spliced from 10 exons. Gene Ontology annotation, cellular component: nucleus. Bases 179 to 3898 code for a protein of 1239 amino acids.